AUGGUACAAACCCGAGAGGUGCCAAUACGCGUGAAAGCGCUUGAUGAUAAUCCAGAAAAGUCCGCGACAUUCAUUUUUCUACAUGGGCUGGGUGACGAUGCUGGUGGAUGGGUCAAUAUCGCGCAACAAUUCCAAUCGGCCCAAAAGUUACCCUAUCUGAAUUGGAUUUUCCCAAAUGCAUGUUUUAAUCAAGAGGCUAGCACGAACGCGUGGUACACACCGACUGCUUUCUCUCCGAUACCUGUAGGGAGGUCUUCUUCGGGAAAUGCUUCAGACUCAGAACACCGGGAAGAUCACAAUGAGGCUACUCAACUUGAAAUCCUCGAAUCCGCAGAGUAUAUUUGCACAUUGGUUGAUCAAGAAAUCGAGAAUGGCAUCGACGUGGAACGCAUUGUCAUCGGCGGUUUUAGUCAAGGAUGCGCUGUUGCUCUUAUUACAGGCCUUGGAAGCAGAUAUGCUGGGAAAAUUGGUGGGAUCGUGGGAUUAUCUGGAUAUCUUCCUGACGGAAAGGUCAUUGAAAACGCGAUGAAGUCCACUGAGGGAGACGGCAAAAUGAAGCUUUUCUUAGCCCACGGAGCAAGAGAUAUGCUUGUACCUAUGAGAAUCUUCAGAGCUUCGAAAAAAAGAUUGGAAGAGAUACUUGGUGAAGAGAAUCUUGAUACACCUACAUACGAAGGAAUGGGCCAUACAUCAUGUGGAGCCGAACUUAGAGACUUGUGCAGUUUCCUAGAAAAAGUCGUACCAGCGUAA
Glarea lozoyensis ATCC 20868 is the source of this 750-nucleotide messenger RNA. Its product is annotated as alpha/beta-Hydrolase. Gene Ontology annotation, biological process: protein depalmitoylation. The transcript is spliced from 3 exons. Lineage: Eukaryota; Fungi; Ascomycota; Leotiomycetes; Helotiales; Helotiaceae. The record is from RefSeq and is a predicted model, not a curated record. Gene Ontology annotation, cellular component: cytoplasm. Gene Ontology annotation, molecular function: carboxylic ester hydrolase activity; palmitoyl-(protein) hydrolase activity. The coding region runs from base 1 to 750 and encodes 249 amino acids.